Messenger RNA from Suricata suricatta (meerkat), 5307 nucleotides. RefSeq names its product SPARC (osteonectin), cwcv and kazal like domains proteoglycan 2 (gene SPOCK2). Bases 285 to 1556 code for a protein of 423 amino acids. The transcript is spliced from 11 exons. NCBI's taxonomy places the organism in Eukaryota, Metazoa, Chordata, Mammalia, Carnivora, Herpestidae. Gene Ontology annotation, molecular function: protein binding; calcium ion binding. The record is from RefSeq and is a predicted model, not a curated record.
AAACGUGAUGCUGAUGCUACAGUUACAGACACUGCCCCUGCUGGCGCAGCCUCUCUGAUUUUCUCUCUCUCUCCCCGCGUCCAGCGCUGGGCUUUUUCAGACAAGUGCAUCUCCUAACCAGGUCACAUUUCAGCCGCGACCCACUAUCCGUCUGUCACCGGAGUCAGACCGCAGGAGGAGGGCGGAGGAAGACGCCGGCGUUCGCUUCGCCGACCGCGGGGUGGAAGGAAGGACAUUAAAAUACUGCAGAAGUCAAGACCCCCCGAGGUCGGACCCUGACCACCAUGCGCGCCCAGGGCUGCGGGCGGCUGGUGCUGCCGCUGCUGCUCCUCGCCGCGGCCGCCCUGGCCGAAGGCGACGCCAAAGGGCUCAAGGAGGGCGAGACCCCCGGCAAUUUCAUGGAGGACGAGCAAUGGCUGUCGUCCAUCUCGCAGUACAGCGGCAAGAUCAAGCACUGGAACCGCUUCCGAGACGAGGUAGAGGAUGACUACAUCAAGAGCUGGGAGGACAAUCAGCAAGGAGAUGAAGCCCUAGAUACCACCAAGGACCCCUGCCAGAAGGUCAAGUGCAGCCGUCACAAGGUGUGCAUCGCCCAGGGCUACCAGCGGGCCAUGUGCAUCAGCCGCAAGAAGCUGGAGCACAGGAUCAAGCAGCCUGCCCUGAAACUCACUGGAAACAAAGACACCAUCUGCAAGCCCUGUCACAUGGCCCCGCUCGCCUCCGUCUGCGGCUCUGAUGGCCACACUUACAGCUCAGUGUGUAAGCUGGAGCAGCAGGCCUGCCUGAGCAGCAAGCAGCUGACCGUGAGAUGCGAGGGCCCCUGCCCCUGCCCCACAGAGCAGACGUCCCCGUCCACCACCGAUGGCAAGCCAGAGACCUGCACAGGUCAAGACCUGGCUGACCUGGGGGACCGGCUGCGGGACUGGUUCCAGCUCCUUCACGAGAACGCCAAGCAAAACGGCUCGGCCGGCAGCGGGGCCAGCCUGGCCGGGCUGGACAAGAGCCUGGGGGCCAGCUGCAAGGAUUCCAUUGGCUGGAUGUUCUCCAAGCUGGACACCAGUGCAGACCUCUUCCUGGACCAGACGGAGCUGGCCGCCAUCAACCUGGACAAGUACGAGGUCUGCAUUCGCCCCUUCUUCAAUUCCUGUGACACCUACAAGGACGGCCGUGUCUCCACCGCUGAGUGGUGCUUCUGCUUCUGGAGGGAGAAGCCUCCCUGCCUGGAGGAGCUUGAGCGCAUCCAGAUCCGGGAAGCGUCCAGGAAGAAACCAGGGAUCUUCAUCCCGAGCUGUGACGAGGACGGCUACUACGAGAAGAUGCAGUGUGACCAGAGCAGCGGUGAAUGCUGGUGCACCGACCAGCUGGGCCAGGAGCUGCCGGGCACGCGCAGCCACGGCAGCCCCGCCUGCGACGAGAUCCUGAGCUUUUCGGGGGACUUUGGGAGUGGCGUAGGCUGGGAGGAUGAAGAGGAGAAGGAGACCGAGGAGGCCGGCGAGGAGGCUGAGGAGGAGGAGGGCGAGGCGGGCGAGGCUGACGACGGCGGCUACAUCUGGUAGAUGGCCCUCGGGGAGCCGCGGCGGGCCAGGCGCCGACGGCCGGGGCAGACGGGCCGCGCAGACCUGGACAGAAGCAGGCAGCUGACGGAUGGAUCCGGAAAAUACAGUUGGAAGGACCCUGGCUCCAGCAGGGAGGACUGGGUGUGUGAGUGUGCAUGGCACGCGUGUGGCACAUAUGGCCAGGGCGUGUGAAUACAUGUGUGUGUGUGCGUGUGGCAUGCGCUGACAAACGUGUCCUUGGUCCACACUGCUCCAAAGACCUCCUCGUGGUUGUUUUCUUUCCAUUUAUUGGUGGUUUUAAAAUACACACAUUCACACACAUAUACCACAAGGUCAAAACUGAUGAAAUAAGAUGCUCCCUGCCACGUGCCAAGCCCCAUUCGGGCCUGUCCUGACGCCCUUGGGUUGCCCUGCGUGGGGUUCCUUGUUCGGAUGGCUAAUCUUGGGUCAGCCAGCCUGCCUUCUCCUGCCCUUGCCUGCCCUCUCCCUCCCUGCUUUUUGGGUGUCCUCUUCACAGAGGGGAGGGAGGGCAGGGAGCUAUCUGUUGUCUGAAGUACUCCUGAAGCUGGGCGGGUUUGAUGUGACACCCUCACCACCCUCAGAUGACUGGGCGGGGACACCUACUACGGUGAGCCCUUUCUCUUCCCAGCACUGGGGAAACUCUCCUCUCCUAACCCAAGCUAGAGUGGCCGAGGGUGGCCAAGGCGGAGAGGCAGGGGAGGGGAAGGCCUUGGCAAGCUGCUGGGGGGGUGGGGAGCGGAGUGAGGAGGAAGGAGAAGGGGCCCAUGAGCACCUGCCUUUGCAGAUCUGGCAGGAGCUCUUAGAGGUGGAGGCAGGGUAGCCCUGAGAGCAAACCCCGGAACAGCCGGGCCCCUUCCUGUGGGCCUCAGGUCGGGGCCUGGUCUGGGCUGUGCCCCCGGAGGCCGCAGCAGUGGUUAUGCAGGUGGGCUCUGCCUGGCCUGGUGGGGGUGCCGCCCUGCCCUUGUGCCCCUGGUCUGCUCCGGGAGGAUCAGGCAGCGGGUAAAGAGGCUGGGUCUCGGUGGUGGUGUGUGUGUGUGGGUAUGUGUGUGUACCCAUCUCCUCUCUGGCCCCUUAAUGAGUGCUCUUCUCCCCUCCAGGCCAAUGGCCCUGAGACCUGGGGAAGGAGAAGCAGGGAAAAGCUCCACUUGCCAUGACCUUUCUCCAUCUCUCCUUAAGACAGAGGCACCAUGCCCAUUUCCACCCCCUCUCCUCCCAGCACCAGAGGUUACCCUCUGACCCCUCAGAGGAUCCCCUGAGGCUGCUCUAGCAGAGGCGCUUCUCCAAGCUCUGAAUUGUUCAGAGGUUGUGAAGUCAGAGGGGAGAGGACUGGGGUAACUGGAAUCCGAAGCCAUGCCCCCGCCCCGCCCCCCCUUCCCCCACAUCCCCUUGUCAGGUGGGAGCCAGGAUGGACGAAACCAUGCCCGAAACCAUGCCGGUGCCUGGCGUGGCAAAACCAUCUUUAGUUUUGUUUCGUUUUCCUAAUCUGUCCCGUUCUCCCUGUCGAAGCAAAUACCUUAACACCUUUGUUGGAGAAUUUCCAACCUGGACCCGGGCCUCUCCUGCCCUUCUGUGCACGGUGAGCACAGUGUGUGUGUGUGUGUGUGUGUGUGUGUGUGUGUGUGUGUGUGUGUGAAGAAUGCGUUCAAGAGUCUAGGAGCUGUCCCUGGGGGUCUAGGGGGUGAGGAGAGGCCUGUGUGCUGGGCCGGCAGCUGGGGUGGCCUCCCUCAGGCACGGCUCCUGUCAUUCUGCAGCAUGCACCGUGUCUGUUGGACUUUACGGAAGCGCCUCGCCCAGUCUGCCCCUCUUCCUGCACCCCGGGAUCCCCAUCUUCCAAGUUUUCUCUCGGGGAGAAUAGUGAAACUGCAGUUAGCCCCAUGAACCGCUUCUCAUUCCGCAUCCCAGCAGCACGAUUCUGGUCGUGAAGGUGUCGCGCUGUUCCAGACCUGCCCCCCUGCCCCGCCCCGCGGCCGGUCUCCCCAGCCCCCUCCCUCUCCACCCACCUCCUCCCUCCGGGCUCAGCUCAGUUCAGGGAACCGCCCUCGGCUCUUGAAGCUGCCACCUCUGUCUCAGUGGAAGCUACCAGAAGCUUCUGGGAGCUCUCGCUAGGUAUGGAGUCUGUCUGUCUCUUCCCUCUGCCCCAGCUGAGGCUUCCAGAACUGUCGCUGGGAGCCAGCGGCUGUUGAGGAGGCUGGGACGUUCCGGGGUGGGGAGGGGCAGAGAGGAAGGGGCACCCUUCUCUCUUGCCUUGCCCUCCCCUCCUGGGAGCACAUGCUCUCUCUGUGUCACUGGAUCUUCUGGUCAGAGAGGAAGGGGCACCCUUCUCUCUUGCCUUGCCCUCCCCUCCUGGGAGCACGUGCUCUCUCUGUGUCACUGGGUCUUCUGGUCGUGCACGUUUCUUAUGACCUUGUAAAUAUGUUGUAGAAAGAAAGCAAAAGGCGCUGAACUAGACCCUGGUGGGACUCAGGGGUUCAGCCUUGCCCUGUCUCUGAAACCCCCACACUGCUUGUCACCCCGCUCUCUGAGACUGAGGCCCGCCCAGAGCUAAACAAAGCAGCUCGUUCCCAGUGGGUCGACAGCCUCCAAGGGACUCUUAUCACACAAGCUGCAGGCCUUCUCGUGAGCAAGGUUGCAGGUGGCCCUGCCUUGGCCCUUGACCAAGCUACCUGCCACCAGCCCCUCCCAUGUCCUCUACCUGAAUAGCUUCUCUCUCCCCUGGGUUAGGUGGGCAGUGGCAUUAGGGCUCUGUUGAAAAGAGCUCAACCAAAAUUUAAGAACAGUUUCUUGCCUGGCCCUGGAGCUGCCCUCGGCCACCUCAGGCUGCCUCACCUGUGGGUGCUGGGAGAUAGGAAUGCCUAAGAUGGGGUGGUCGGAGGGGAAGAGAACAAAUGUGCCUUGAGAGGGUUCAGGGCGAUGGGGAAGGAGGCAUGGCGUUCGAGCUCAGGAAGGAGGAAGAGGAAAGCGAAGUGGAUGAGGGCACCAUGGGGCAUCAUGUCUGCCCCCUACUGUCCUGCUGGUGCUGUGACCAACACAUGGUCAGUGGUCACACCUCCUUCCCCAUGCUGUCCCCCUGGUGUUGGUGGCCACCCCCUCGCCUUUCAUGAGCUCUCUCUGCUUCCAGCUUCACCUCUGAGUGGGUGGAGUCAUUGGGACCCAUGAGGGACCCUCCAUUUCACCAAAGCCUCACCUCAGCCCUUGGGGAAGAUGAAUGGCUAAUGUACUAGCACCCAGCACCAUUGUGAGGCUGUGGGCUGGCGGGGGUCACGGGGAAGAGACACUGGGGGCACAGAAGGAGACUCGAGACAUCCCGAGGAAGUCCCAAGCAGAGCAAACUGCUUUAUAGCCUGAAGCCUACUUAAAUUGUGUUAUGUGCAAUAACUGAGCUUAGAGUUAAGAAUUGUGUUCAAGUGCUUGGAUUUCCGUCUGUAUAUUUAAGUGCUGAGAUCGUAUCUUUCAGUAAUUUUAGAUGUCUUAAAAACUCGAAAAACCAAGUGUUAGACCGUGUAUGUGCAUUGAUGGGCACUCAAGCGUCCCGUGAGUCACCCCACCCUCUCCCUUUCCCCUGUGUCCCCAGCCCCUCACUCCCAGCACCCCCUCCACUUGGGGUCGCUGCCUCGUGUUGUCUCUAUCUGCCUAUUACUCAGCCUAAGGAAACAAGUACACUCCACACAUGCAUAAAGGAAAUCAAAUGUUAUUUUUAAGAAAACAGAAAAUAAAAACUUUAUAAACACCA